GUUUGGCGACCUUUUCUGUCCUUCAUAUCAUCAGCCCACAACGACGGCAACAAGAACUUUGACCCCGACUACGUCAUCGUGGACAGCACCGGCUCCGUCAGCUACAUGCUUUCGGCCACAGCGGUCACCGUCUGCAACUUUGACCUCCUCUACUUUCCCGUCGACCGGCAGAACUGCUACAUCCCCGUCGAGGUACACGGGUACGACGUCGAGGUCGAGGUCAAGGCCAUGCUGAAGCCCCCUGGGCUGAUUCGCGGAGAACGGGUCCUCACCUUCAACGGCGAGUGGACGACCUUGAACGUCUCGCUGAGCUGCCACGAGAGCGUCGAGGGCACCACGUACAUCACGCUGGCGGUCGACAUACAGAGAAAGGCGGAUUAUUACGUCGCGUGUGUGCUUCUGCCGAUGACCGUGACCUCCAUGGCGUCGCUGCUCGUCUUUUGGAUCCCGCCGAGUUUUGGCGAGAAGAUGACGUACCUCGGGUUUGUCCACGUCUGCACGGCACUGUACGUGUGCCUAGUUGGGUGAGUUUUGAGAGGCGUUCAAGGGAGGUCAUUUGAGCAAACAGGUACCGCGGGUACCGCCUUGUUCCGAGGACUGGCCGGACUUACGUCUCCUAAUGUAAGUCUUAAGAACUAGUGGCGUGGUCUAGAACUACGCAUCGAGAUGUUGAAAAAAAAAAUACGGGUAUGUGUGAACAACAUUAAGUAAGGGUGCAGUUUAAAGUCGGGAAUGUGAGGUUAAUAAUGGAUUUUAAAAAUCCGGUUUUUUUGGUAUUCAGAACAAAAAAUUCAUUGUUUUCAUUCUCCAUAUUAUCGUCUGACGUCCUAAGGGCGAUAUAGUGGCUCUGAAAAUGCCAUCAACAUCAUUAUCUGACGUCAUAAAGGCGAUACAGUGGCUCUACAAAUGCCGUCAAGUCAAAUAAAGAUUUGGAUUCCAAGAUUGACAUUAGUAGCAUAUUGUCUACGUUGAAAUUAGCUACAGCAGCAGUGACUAUUUCUUGGUGAUCAUCUGUACAGUUACUUUGAGCUCCAAGAAAUGUUUUUUUUUGGUUCUGAACAUUUUGAUUUUAUCCAUCCCUGUGGCACUACAGCCCAUGUGGGGCUUUGGCUUGCCUCAUGACAUCUACUCAGACCUAAUUGAUGCUUUUUUUGCCCCAUGCUUGGAUUCCCAGCUGCUAUAGAUCAUUUUCCACAUCAUCCAUCCAUCUAAGCCUAGGUCUGCCUUUGAGCUUUUUUACUCUGGGGUUUUGGUGGUGCACGUUCUUCACUCCUCAGUCAUUUGGCAUUCUUUCCAAGUGUCAAUUUUAUUUCAGUUUAAAUUUGUUUAUGUUAUUUAAAAUUCUUGAUUAAUUUUUAUCAUGAUAAAAUAUCGGUAACCGGUUUAUGAAAAUUACAAACCGGAUUGCAAACCGGAAGACCGUUUUUUUUUAAAACAUCCUUUCUCAUUAGCGCUGUAUACUCGGAACAUUAUGGGUAUUAAAAAAAUAAUAAUUUAUCAUUCUAUCCUUGGGGGUGACAGCUAAACCCAUUUCUCAUAUAAAAUAAUGAACAUUAACCUUGUCAACAAAGAGCCAACACUUUCUUUUUAGCGUGUCGGUUCUACUAUUCACAAAGCCUUCACCGAAUUCCGUUAAUUUUAAUCUAAUAUUAUUCCAUUCUAACAUCUUCUUUAGAUACACUGUCCCCAAAAAUUCCCCAAUGUCCGGUGAAACGACUCGCAUGGCGUGCUUCCUGUUAUUCACGAUCGCCCAAACCGCCGCAACCUCCGCGGCGACCAUCUUGGUCCUGCGCAGGUAUCAAGAGGAAAAGGAAAAGCUGACCUUCUCGCC
Molecule: messenger RNA, 1831 nt
Organism: Lymnaea stagnalis (great pond snail)
Lineage: Eukaryota; Metazoa; Mollusca; Gastropoda; Lymnaeidae
Source: the annotation of a GenBank genome assembly